UCCCUACAGUCCCAUAAGCGGAGGAGUGAGAGGUGCAUGAAAUGGAGAAAAAUGGCGGAUCAUGUGCAGGGCCUUGCCCAGCUGGAGAUCCUGUGUAAGCAGCUGUACGAGACCACCGACACCGCUGUGCGACACCAGGCAGAGAAAGCUCUGGUGGAGUUCACCAACAGCCCCGACUGUCUCAGUAAAUGUCAGCUGCUGCUGGAGAGAGGCAGCUCUUCGUAUUCCCAGCUGCUCGCCGCCACUUGUUUAUCUAAACUGGUGUCUCGGACCAGCAACCCCCUACCCCUCGAGCAACGCAUUGACAUUCGGAACUAUGUGCUGAAUUAUCUGGCAACUCGGCCGAAGUUAGCGGCGUUUGUGACCCAGGCCUUGAUCCAGCUGUACGCCCGGAUCACCAAACUAGGCUGGUUCGACUGUCAGAAAGAUGACUACGUCUUCAGAAACGUCAUCGCUGAUGUGACGCGAUUCCUUCAGGACAGUGUGGAGCACUGCAUCAUAGGCGUCACCAUUCUAUCCCAGCUGACGAACGAGAUAAAUCAGGCCGACACGACGCAUCCGCUGACCAAACAUAGGAAGAUAGCUUCGUCCUUCAGAGACUCGUCACUCUUCGACAUCUUCACGCUUUCCUGCAACCUCCUCAAACAGGCUUCAGGGAAGAACCUGAACCUGAACGAUGAGUCCCAGCACGGCCUGCUGAUGCAGCUCCUCAAGCUCAGCUACAAUUGCCUGAACUUUGACUUUAUAGGAACUUCCACAGACGAGUCAUCAGACGACCUUUGCACUGUACAGAUUCCUACAUCAUGGAGAUCGGCGUUUCUCGAUUCCUCCACCCUGCAGCUGUUUUUCAAUUUAUAUCAUUCCCUCCCUCCAUCCCUUUCCCCGCUGGUGCUGUCGUGUUUAGUCCAGAUAGCCUCUGUGCGGCGCUCGCUCUUCAACAACGCAGAGCGAGCCAAGUUCCUCUCGCAUCUGGUGGACGGCGUGAAGAGGAUAUUGGCGAACCCCCAGUGUUUGCCGGAUCCCAACAACUACCACGAGUUCUGCCGCCUGCUGGCGAGGCUGAAGAGUAACUACCAGCUGGGGGAGCUGGUGAAAGUGGAGAACUACCCUGAGGUGAUCCGUCUCAUAGCCAACUUCACCGUCACCAGCCUGCAGCACUGGGAGUUUGCCCCCAACAGCGUCCACUACCUGCUGAGUCUGUGGCAGCGCCUGGCAGCGUCUGUCCCCUACGUCAAAGCCACCGAGCCCCACCUGCUGGAGACCUACACCCCAGAGGUGACCAAGGCCUACAUCACGUCGCGGCUCGAGUCGGUCCACGUCAUCCUCAGAGACGGCUUAGAGGACCCGCUGGACGAUGCCGGUCUGGUCCAGCAGCAGUUAGACCAGCUAUCCACCAUCGGCAGGUGCGAAUACGAGAAGACGUGCGCUCUGCUGGUGCAGCUGUUCGACCAGGCGGCGCAGACCUACCAGGAGCUGCUGCAGUCCACCAACUCCAGCGCUGCAGACAUCACCGUGCAGGAGGGUCGGCUCACGUGGUUGGUUUAUAUUAUCGGUGCCGUGAUCGGCGGACGGGUAUCGUUUGCAAGUACAGACGAGCAGGACGCCAUGGAUGGAGAGUUGGUCUGCCGGGUUCUGCAACUGAUGAACCUGACGGACUCUCGGCUCGCUCAGGCAGGCAACGAGAGGCUGGAGCUGGCCAUGCUCAGCUUCUUUGAACAGUUCAGAAAGAUCUACAUCGGCGACCAGGUGCAGAAAUCUUCAAAGCUUUAUCGACGAUUAUCAGAAGUUCUUGGGUUGAACGACGAGACGAUGGUACUCAGUGUCUUUAUAGGGAAAAUCAUUACAAAUUUGAAGUACUGGGGCCAGUGUGAGCCAAUCACCUCCAAAACACUACAGCUGCUCAAUGACCUCUCUUUAGGAUACAGCAGUGUGAGGAAGCUAGUGAAACUCAGCGCUGUCCAGUUCAUGUUGAACAAUCACACGAGUGAGCAUUUCUCCUUCCUGGGUGUAAACAACCAGUCCAACCUGAGCGACAUGAGGUGUCGGACCACCUUUUACACGGCACUGGGACGCCUGCUGAUGGUUGACUUGGGUGAGGACGAGGACCAGUUUGAACAGUUCAUGUUGCCUCUGACAGCUGCGUUUGAAGCUGUGGCUCAGAUGCUCAGUACAAACACAUUCAACGAGCAGGAAGCCAAGAGGACUUUGGUAGGUUUGGUCCGAGACCUCCGAGGCAUCGCGUUCGCCUUCAACGCCAAGACAAGUUUCAUGAUGCUGUUCGACUGGAUCUAUCCAACGUACAUGCCCAUCCUGCAGCGGGCCAUCGAGCUGUGGUACCACGACCCGGCCUGUACCACACCCGUCCUCAAACUCAUGGCGGAGCUUGUCCACAACAGGUCGCAACGGCUUCAGUUCGACGUGUCGUCGCCAAACGGAAUCCUGCUAUUUAGGGAAACCAGCAAGAUGAUCACCACAUAUGGGAAUCGGAUCCUGACGCUGGGAGAGGUCCCCAAGGACCAGGUGUACGGCGUGAAGCUGAAGGGCGUCAGCGUGUGUUUCGCCAUGCUGAAGGCCGUGCUCAGUGGAAACUACGUCAACUUUGGGGUCUUCCGUCUCUAUGGCGAUGACGCCCUGGACAACGCCUUGCAAACCUUCAUCAAACUACUGCUCUCCAUCCCUCACAGCGACUUACUAGACUACCCGAAGCUCAGCCAGUCCUUCUACUCUCUGCUGGAGGUGCUGACUCAGGACCACAUGAACUUCAUCGCCAGCUUAGAGCCGCACGUGGUCAUGUACAUCCUGUCGUCGAUAUCAGAAGGCCUCACGGCCCUCGAUACGAUGGUGUGCACCGGCUGCUGCUCCAGUUUAGACCACAUAGUCACCUACCUGUUCAAGCAGUUGUCACGCUCCACCAAAAAGAGGCCCGCCACCAUGGCAACAGACGACCGAUUCCUGCACAUCAUGCAGCAGCACCCGGAGAUGAUCCAGCAGAUGCUGUCCACUGUGCUGAACAUCAUCAUCUUCGAGGACUGCAGGAAUCAGUGGUCAAUGUCGCGGCCGCUGCUAGGCCUCAUCUUGCUCAACGAGAAGUAUUUUGCUGACCUGAGGAACAGCAUCGUCAGCAGUCAGCCUCCUGAGAAGCAGCAAGCCAUGCACUUAUGUUUUGAGAACUUGAUGGAGGGAAUAGAGAGAAACCUUCUAACAAAGAAUCGGGACAGGUUCACGCAGAACCUGUCGGUGUUCAGGAGGGAAGUCAACGACAGCAUGAAGAACUCAACGUACGGCGUCAACAGCAACGACAUGAUGAGCUGACAUUCCACACAGCAGAGUCUCACCCAGCCGCAGAGCGGGCUCACCUCUCCCCUCGCACCCCCGCCCCCGCUCCACACGCUCCCCCCGCCCCUCACCCUGCUCCCCCCUCCUCCCCCGCCUCCUCCCCUGGGCCGGGAUGCCUAAGGGAUCGUCUCCUCACCCCGUCACCACAUUGGCUAAACUUUCCCGCCUUCUUUUUGAUAUAAGCAUAUAUAAAUAUAUACAGAUCUAUUUUAAAGCCAGCCCGCGUUGGUCUGACUCAUCUGGCUGUUGUAACUAAGGAGGGGAGGGGAGGGGGGGUGCAUGUCUUGGCACGUCUUGGCACUCUUAAUCACCGGCGGAGGGAGGCGGGAGUGCUGCGGCUGGAAACGGAGGAAACGGGACGCGGGGGACGAGUACCAGUAACCGUAGUAAUCCGCUUCUGCCUGCCUUGUAUAGAAAACACACAAAACCAAGUGUAAAUUUUUUUUUUUUUUUUCGUAACAUUUUGAACAAUGUUUAUAAUGAUCGAAUUUCAACCGAGAUGAUGAAUUGAGGAUUGAAACAAAAAAAAAAACCCACGUGUGAUUGAGCUUUUUACAGUGUAGUGAGUUAGUGCAAGCUGUCCGUCUGCGUGGGAGGAGGAGGAGGAGGAAGAGGAGGAAGAGGAGGAGAGACACGGGGAGAGGUGGUAGGGUGAGGAAGCAAAGGUCCACACACUAACAGAAAGGGAGUCAGAGCACCCAUGCUGUACAUUUCUCUCAGUCUCUGCUUGAAGUGAUGUAAAUAGUUGUGCAGCAGCAGGGAGGCAGCUUUUAAAGGAACAUUCUGCUGUUUUUCCAGCCAAAGUUCCCCACGCGGCUCCAAGUACUAAGACGGCUCCACAGCUCUGUGGAAAGAGAACGAAGCAGAAAAAGCAUCGUACGAUUCCAACUGCUUCGACUUGCUGCUCCUGGCUUCUUCUUUUUUCUUUUUUUUUUUUUGUUUCAGAGCGUGACACUAACCGAACCUUUUUUUGGCUUUCCUACAAAUGAAGAUGUCUGAGUGUGAACCUGAUGAAUACCCCCCCCCCCCCCCCCCCCCCCCAAUUAACAGUAAAUCUGUUAAUUGUUCAAAUAAAAGCGCAAGACAAAGGAAGUGGUUCUAACAUCUUGGUUUUUGUACAGCUGAAGAGAGCCGGCAUUUAAGCGGCCCUUAACCUAGCGCGGCCGCUGCUACAUGCGUGAAUGUGGGCGAUCUACUCCAACACGCCAAGGCUACUUUGCUCGUUUUCAAAAGUUUCAUUCAAGCUGGCUUACAAGUUUCUAAAUUACUUCUUUCUUUUUUUUCAUCAUGUGAGAAAUCUGUGAUUCGUUUAUCUAAUUGGACAAAAGUUCGGUCCUUGAUUUAUUCCUGGAACAGAGACCAAAUAUGUAUAGAUAAAAUAAAUCAAUUCAAAUAAACCCAGCGACAGCUUUACAGUCCAUUAGAUUAGAGGGGAAAGCUGCUGAUCAGAAAGUUUCCCAGUGAUCGCUUUUCUUCCAGCCAGGAGUCUCUUUUAGUCCAGAAGCUGGAGAUGGACCAUUCCUCUGCUCCUCUUCAUUUCUGCGUCAUUCCUCGCUGCCGCCUUGCGUCUCCGCUUCAGUGAAACAUGCGCUCGGUGCUUCUCUCGCUCUGUUCCCUUUUCUCUUUAAAUCAGCGACGCCGUCAGUGGUCGAGGCGGAUCGUGACCGCGCCGGCUGAUCAGAGGACAUUAACGAGAUCAGAAAACAGCAGAAUCUUGCUUUAUAAAGCCCGACAGUCCUCAGGCGUCACACACACACACACACACACACACACGCCUGCUGCUUUGUGACGUGUAAGCAACAUGGUUGCAGCUCCGUUUCCCCCUCCGGCAGGCUCGGUGCAGUAUCCACCAUUUUGUUUACACUCUGGAUUCCUCGGACCCCCCCGUUUAGGUCCUGCAGUGAAGUCCUUUUGGUGUGUGCAUGUUGUGUAUGAGUGUGUGUGUGUGUGUGUGUGUGGAGUGGCGUGGCUCUCUGUUACCUGGUGUGUGUGUGUGUGUGUGUGUGUGUGUGUGUGUCACUUGGUGAACGUGCGGUGGAGCUCAAACAGCCAAGGUGCAUGUGUGGAUGUGUGUGUGUGUGUGUGUGUGUGUGUGUGUGUGUUGAAGGCAGACUCGGAAUAAUCAGAAGGGGAAGCCAGCGGAGGAGACGUGGGUCACCCCGAAGGAGCCCAUUUGAGCCUGAAGAGCCUCCGUAGAAGUGAGGACAGUGUAAAGGAGUCUCUUAGCAACGUGUGUUACUCUGUACGAUGUUGCUGCUAACCAUUUGUGACGACUUGCUCAUCUCUAACCAUGUCAGCACUCACGGAUGUCCCUAAGUUUGGUUUGUGUCCCCUGAUGUGAAUGUGUUGGGUCCAUAGAGUGAAUAGCUGUUUGAGUUGUUUGGAUGUCUGCUACAUAUAGUGUAAGCAUUGUGACUGCAAAUAAACCUCAUUGAUUUUUACAACA
Molecule: messenger RNA, 5782 nt
Organism: Fundulus heteroclitus (mummichog)
Lineage: Eukaryota; Metazoa; Chordata; Actinopteri; Cyprinodontiformes; Fundulidae
Gene: xpo7
Product: exportin 7
Exons: 28
Coding region: 37-3312 (1091 amino acids)
Biological process (GO): protein export from nucleus
Cellular component (GO): nuclear pore; cytoplasm
Molecular function (GO): nuclear export signal receptor activity; small GTPase binding
Source: RefSeq, a predicted model, not a curated record